AUGGGGAGAUUGCUCAGGAGCCACUUACCGAGCUCCACCGUGCUUCAGCCUGCUGUGCCUAAGGAUGCUCACUCGACUCUCGAGAAUCUACGAGGCAGCAGCAGUAUUAUGACAGAGGACCGAGGCCGCUUCCUGAGCUGCAACCAGGAAAAUUUUACAAAAGCAGGUGAGCAGGAAGUAGUGCGCUGUGACACCAAUGCUCAGUUGAUGAAGAGAGGCUGCAAGAGGGAAGAAAUCAUCUCCCCGAAGAACACUCUAGAGCAAACUAAAGAAGAUCCUCUGUCUGUGUCAUUCGACAAACGGGAGCCUGUUCAGCUGAGUCCACAGAAGAUUAGUUUGAGACUGCGACCUGGGCUUCCUACCACAUUCAGGGUUUCUUUCAAAAGAGUUCGGGGUUAUCCUGUUGAUCUCUACUACCUGAUGGACCUGUCCUACUCCAUGAAAGAUGACUUGGCAAAUGUCAAAGAACUGGGAAAAUAUCUUUUUGCAGCUCUGAAUAGUAUCACUGAAUAUGCUCAAAUAGACAUUAGGGCAAAGGCUUACAGUGAUGCAUCACUGAGGCCCAGCAAAGAAGGCUCAGACAGAGCCUGGUGCAGAGAGGUAGAGACAGCCAUUAUCAGAUGGGAGAGGGAGUUCCCGUGCCGCUGUGUCGUAGGCCCUACAGAGCAGCUCAUUUGUGACCCUGCACUGAGGCCGAGGGCACCUGGCAUCAGGAGCCAGAAUCGGGGAGGCGAUGGCAGGCUCAAUGGAUGGCAAGCGACCACCCUCGCCGGAUUCUGCAUGGCAGCAGAGUGGGAGAUGGCCCUGGUGUCUCUCCAGCAUGCAUGGAGCUCCCUGAGGUACUCCUCUGAAGGAGGAACAGUGGGAGUUAAAAGGGGCAGGGUUAUGCCUGAAGAAGGCGCUAGCCUGAGCCGAAUCGGCCUGCGGAACCUGAAGCUGCAAGCGUACCAGGGCUGCACGAAUAAUGGCCGCCAUGGAGGCGUCCUCCCUGCUCUGCAGAGAGCUCUGAGCAGAGGAGUGGGAAGCCUCCUCGGGGGUGAAGAGGACAGAAUAGGUUGGAGGAACAGCAGCACUCGGCUGAUUGUGCUGACCACUGAUGCCGGAUUCCACAUACUGGAACCCAAUGAUGAACAGUGCUACAUAGAAAACAGCUUGUACACCAAAAGCAUUGAAAUGGACUACCCAUCUGUUGGACAACUAGCCAUGCAGUUGGAAAAAAACAAUAUUCAGCCGAUAUUUGCAGUGACAGAAAAUGUGGAGGAUGUGUACAAGCAACUCACUAAAAUGAUUCCAAAAUCCGAGGUGGGAGUUCUGUCCUCAGAUUCUAAAAAUGUGGUUCAAUUGAUCAAGGAGGCCUACAAAAGGUUGUCAUCCAAAGUGACUGUGACCCAUGACAAUCUGCCUGAGCAUGUGAGAGUUGUCUACACCCCUAACUGCGAUGGUGCAGGACCAGCAGGGGACAGCAAAGGGAUUUGUGAUAAUGUACGAGUGGGACAGGAGAUUUAUUUUAAUGUCACAGUGACAGCAGACCUAUGUAUUGAAGACAAGUCUUUCACCAUAAGACCACUGGGAAUUAAAGACACAUGGACAGUGACCCUAUCUACAAAUGAGUGUAAAUGUGAAUACCCACAGGACAGCAGUCACCCACACUGCAAAGGCAAGGGAAGAGUUAGCUGUGCUAUUUGCAGCAUCAAUGGGACUGCUGACAACCCUCUGUUCCAGACGGCCACCACCACGGUGAGCAACCCCACCUUCACCGGAGAGUGAGACACACGGAGGUGCAGCGCUCACACAACACACAGCCAUGUGUGUUUAGGGCAAGGUCAUUUGCAAAUGCCCUUUGCAAAUAUUUAUCAACUUGUGUUAAUGUUGACACGCUGUCGUUCUUAAAGAGGCCCUAUUCUGCUUUUUGGGUGUGUUCUAUUGGAUUUUAAAUAAAUAGAAUCCCUGUAUUCCCUCCAGAGGGAGUUUCUCUCCCACACUGGAGGGAACACAGGGAUUGCUUUUAUUCAAUGUCUCUUUGACUGUAGUUUGAUUAUAUUCGUUUGCAUAUUUUUACCAAAAAUGAUGCACAUUUGUUUUUUUUACUUAAAAUAUUUAAAGGUGUAUGCGGUGCAUAAUCAUAUACAGGAGGAGAGUAGGCAGAAUCUAUUGAGGAGCAGACACUCAUUUUACAGUUUAAAGCAGUUUCUGUUCAUGUGCCAUUAUGCUUGUAAUGAUGUCUAAAAUGAUUCCUUUGAGAUGUAUGUCUGUGUAAGGAAAACUAAACUGCAGGUUAAAUAGAAAACAAAAUGUUCAACUUUCAAAAUUCACCAUUUUGAAUCAUGACUUCCUGAGAUAAGUAUCUGCUCUCCAAACCCUAAAUGCUGUGUCUGUGGUGAAGAGCUGACAUUUAUUUUGACACAAGUAGGAAGAUCACGUUCAUAUUUGGGCAGGCUGAAGUAAAGAAGACUGCAUGGUGCCCACUUUCAUGGCAGAGCUCCUGAAAACAUGUAUGGCUGGAUCCAUCUCAAUAUUAAUAAAUGCAUAGAAGUAUAGACAAAUGUGUUUUAUGAUCUAUAAAUGUCUCUUCACAAAAGAGUUUGAACGCACCCAAAAUGUGUAAAUGUACAAUGCAGCAGAAAGUAUUUCACACUUUUAAGAAAACUCAAGACCCACCUUUUUAAUUUAGCUUUUAACUGAAUUAUAUCGUAUUCCGUAUCUCUUUUUAUUAUGUAUAUGUGUUAUUUUUUUAGCCCAAAGCUAUGUGUUACUCUGAUUAUUACCUGGGAAG
Molecule: messenger RNA, 2773 nt
Organism: Gymnodraco acuticeps
Lineage: Eukaryota; Metazoa; Chordata; Actinopteri; Perciformes; Bathydraconidae
Product: integrin beta-2-like
Biological process (GO): cell adhesion mediated by integrin; cell-matrix adhesion; integrin-mediated signaling pathway
Cellular component (GO): focal adhesion; cell surface; integrin complex
Molecular function (GO): amyloid-beta binding; integrin binding
Source: RefSeq, a predicted model, not a curated record